Messenger RNA from Oryza sativa Japonica Group (Japanese rice), 611 nucleotides. RefSeq lists its product as uncharacterized. The record is from RefSeq and is a predicted model, not a curated record. NCBI's taxonomy places the organism in Eukaryota, Viridiplantae, Streptophyta, Magnoliopsida, Poales, Poaceae. Gene Ontology annotation, biological process: endoplasmic reticulum unfolded protein response. Gene Ontology annotation, cellular component: endoplasmic reticulum.
UCCCACAAAGAACGGUUCGAUUUUGUAUAAAACCCCUCGCAAUUUUUUUUCUCCCCCACAAAACUCCCGCAUCGCCCCACACUGCUCCUGCUGCCUCUCUCUCUCUCCCCUCCGGCUUCUCCGCCGCCGCGAACGCCUCUCGACUCCGGCGAGUUCAUCACCGGCGUUCACGAGGAUGACUACCUCAAGGCGUCUUGCUGACAGGAAGAGCGCAAAGUUCCAGAAGAAUAUCACGAAGAGGGGUUCAGUGCCUGAGACUACUGUGAAGAAGGGGAAUGACUACCCUGUUGGACCCAUGGUGCUUGGGUUCUUCAUUUUUGUCGUCAUUGGAUCAUCCUUGUUCCAGAUAAUCAGGACGGCAACUAGUGGCGGGAUGGCUUAAAUUGGAGCUAAAUUCAGUUAUUUAUGCUGUGUCUGAGAGAGAGGCUGUACCUGUACUUUGUAGUGAAGUUUGUUCCUGGAUGAUAUCGUGUAGAGGGUCCAUGUUGUGUCCGUUUGCAUUUUACUAAAUCUAAACUAGAUGUUGGUACCUGAAUCUUACAGACUUUAAACUUAAAUGGAUAUAAUUGAACUUUGAUCUGGAGACUAAUAAUUAGCAUUGUUCUUUGUUA